Molecule: messenger RNA, 2070 nt
Organism: Helianthus annuus (common sunflower)
Lineage: Eukaryota; Viridiplantae; Streptophyta; Magnoliopsida; Asterales; Asteraceae
Product: pyrophosphate--fructose 6-phosphate 1-phosphotransferase subunit beta
Exons: 16
Coding region: 127-1803 (558 amino acids)
Biological process (GO): fructose 6-phosphate metabolic process; photosynthesis; response to glucose
Cellular component (GO): cytosol
Molecular function (GO): ATP binding; diphosphate-fructose-6-phosphate 1-phosphotransferase activity; 6-phosphofructokinase activity
Source: RefSeq, a predicted model, not a curated record
AAGCAUCUGCUAAAAUAUCAUAAAGUUUUGUUCGUUGAUUUCACUACUUGUGAUAUUUUCCAUUGUUCGAAGGCAAACGCAGAAACAGAAACCCCAAGCAAGCAAGCAAGCAAGUGUCCACUAUCAAUGGCUCCGCUUCCUAACUGCGGUGGUAAGUCUCCGAUGACUAGCCGUUUGACUUCCGUCUACAGUGAAGUUCAGAACAGCCGUCUCGAUCAUCCUCUUGCUCUCCCUUCCAUUUUCAGAAACCCUUUCAAAGUCGUCGAUGGUCCUGCUAGCUCUGCUGCUGGAAAUCCAGAUGAAAUUGCAAAACUUUUUCCAUCACUAUUUGGGCAACCAUCAGCAAUGUUGGUACCUAGUGAAUCUAAUGAACGAGGAACACCUUUGAAGAUAGGAGUUGUUUUGUCCGCCGGGCAAGCUCCAGGAGGACACAAUGUUAUAUCUGGGAUUUUCGAUUACUUGCAGGAACGGUGCAAAGGAAGUACAGUGUAUGGAUUCAGGGGUGGGCCAGCUGGCAUCAUGAAGGGAAAAUAUGUAGUCUUGACUCCAGAGUAUAUAUACCCUUACAGAAAUCAGGGAGGUUUUGAUAUGAUUUGUAGUGGAAGAGACAAGAUUGAGACUCCAGAACAGUUCAAACAAGCUGAAGACAUAGCAUUGAAGCUUGAUUUGGACGGGCUUGUAGUUAUAGGUGGUGAUGAUUCAAAUACAAAUGCUUGUCUUCUUCCACAUAAUUUCAGGAGUAAAAAGUUGAAGACCCGAGUGAUAGGAUGUCCAAAGACUAUCGAUGGUGACUUGAAAUGCAAAGAGGUUCCUACAAGUUUUGGAUUUGACACUGCAUGUAAGAUCUAUGCUGAACAAAUUGGAAAUGUCAUGGUAGAUGCUCGUUCUACAGGAAAAUAUUAUCAUUUUGUACGACUUAUGGGACGUGCUGCUUCUCACAUUACAUUAGAGUGCGCUUUGCAAACUCAUCCAAACAUUACUCUGAUUGGGGAGGAGGUUGCUUCCAAGAAGCUGACUUUGAAAGAUGUUACAGACUACAUAGCGGACGUAAUUUGUAAAUGUGCAGAUCGUGGUUAUAAUUAUGGCGUGAUACUGAUACCCGAAGGGCUUAUUGAUUUCAUUCCUGAGGUGCAACAACUUAUUGCUGAAUUAAAUGAAAUUCUGGCCCGUGAAACUGUAGAUGAUAAUGGACUGUGGAAACAAAAACUUACUCCUCAGUCUCUGCAGCUUUUCGAGAUUCUUCCGUAUGCAAUUCAAGAUCAGUUGAUGCUUGAAAGGGACCCACAUGGCAAUGUCCAGGUUGCCAAAAUAGAAACAGAGAAAAUGCUUAUUCAAAUGGUUGAAAGUGAAUUAGAGAAGCGAAAGCAAGUUGGUCAAUAUACUUACCAAUUUAAAGGGCAAUCACACUUCUUCGGGUAUGAAGGACGGUGUGGUUUGCCCUCAAACUUCGACUCUUCUUACUGUUAUGCCUUGGGUUAUUGUGCUGGAGCUUUACUCGAGAGUGGAAAAUCCGGAUUAAUAUCUUCGGUUGGAAAUUUGGCUGCACCAGUUGAAGAAUGGACUGUUGGUGGAACUGCAUUGACUUCUUUAAUGGACGUUGAAAGGAGACACGGUAAAUUCAAGCCGGUGAUAAAGAAGGCAAUGGUUGAGCUUGAUGGUGCACCAUUUAAGAAAUUUGCUUCAAAGAGAGAGGAGUGGGCCCUACAAAACAGAUAUAUAAGUCCUGGUCCGAUUCAAUUUGUUGGAGUAGAAGCUGAUAGAGCCAACCACACCUUGUUGCUGGAGCUUGGAGUCGAGGCCUAGGUUCAUCCUGCUCAUUUGCAUCGCGGUAUGUUUGGCUAAUUACAUGAUCCCUUCUAUGAAACAAAACAUGUUAUCUAUAUUUAUUACAACCAGAAUCCACUCAUUCUGUGUUUUUUCUGGUUUAGAACUUCAAACAUUCUAUUCCAGAAUUAAUGAGCCGAAUGGGUAUAGGAUUUGCGGGUUGUUGCAUUGAGAUUACAUAAUGUAUAUAUUGUUUGUAGAUAAAUAAACAAACUAAAUAAUGAUCAGGAUGAAAUAAUACUUUGA